Molecule: messenger RNA, 1061 nt
Organism: Pantherophis guttatus
Lineage: Eukaryota; Metazoa; Chordata; Lepidosauria; Squamata; Colubridae
Source: RefSeq, a predicted model, not a curated record
AUGGCUGCCUUGAGGUCCUUCAAGAUAAUCUAUGGUCUACUUCAGCUGCUGCUGCUCCUCCUUCUGCAAGAUCUGGUCGAAUCAUCCCAGCCUCAGAUUCAUGGCCCCCAAGGCAGAAUUACGGCAGGAUCUUGGGCCUCUUUUCAAUGCUCUGCAAGUGAAUCUUCCAAAGAUAUCCAUGUCAAUUGGAUGAAGAAUGGGGAAAGGAUACCGUCUAACCAGACCAAAAUCUCGCCUACUGAAUUUAAGGGGGAAGGGACGUACCGUGUGACAAGCAGUAUGGAAAUCCUGCUUGGACAAGGAGAUGUGAAGUCACAGCUGAGCUGCCAGAUGCAUCACAACUCAACUCAGAAGUUUUCGGAGAAAUUCCGACUUGGUGAUGUCUUAAGAGUUCCUCCCAAAAUGCGUCUUGCAACCAUUCCACCUUCCCCCAUCCAGCUGAACGCCAGAGUGAUGGUCGCUUGCCACGCAGAAAGCUUUUAUCCAAAUGAUGCCAAAGUGGAGUUGUUUGCCAAGAAUGCCUCAAGUAGAACAGGAACGGUUUCCUCGAGAAUUUCAAAUCGUGAUGGGACCUUUUCCAUCAAGAUCUACCUGGAGGUGUUGGCCACCAAAGGCAGGAACUCCUCCCUGAUCCAUUGCCAGGUCCAGCGAGAUUCCCAGCCUCUGCUCAUUGAAACCACCAGCCUCUUCAUUACGAGGCCACUUAAAAUAUCAGAAAACUCCCAGGAACAAUCCAUCAUUUUUCUCUGCAUCGCGCUUUUCCUGAGCCGAGUAGCCAUCCUUCUUUUCAUCUCUUGCCUUUUCCUAACCAAAGUGUUUGGACGCAAGAGGACAAAAUCUCGUUCAAUUACAUCCCAGGAAGUGAGACAGUCUGGAACUUCAAGUUAGGGACUCCUGUUCCGCACAGAUUUUCAGGAUGAGAAAGGAUCCGAUUAGGGAAUCAAUAAUAAUAUUAUUAAAAUGCUUGUAUCAUGAGUGCUUUGCUCUCCCAAAUGUAUAAAGUUAUAUAAGGCUGUGAAAUCAAUACGGAGAUUAAAAAUAAAAAUAACCUUUCUUUGUUU